Molecule: messenger RNA, 1485 nt
Organism: Lodderomyces theae
Lineage: Eukaryota; Fungi; Ascomycota; Pichiomycetes; Serinales; Debaryomycetaceae
Gene: PHR3
Product: 1,3-beta-glucanosyltransferase
Exons: 3
Coding region: 1-1485 (494 amino acids)
Biological process (GO): fungal-type cell wall (1->3)-beta-D-glucan biosynthetic process
Cellular component (GO): cytoplasm; fungal-type cell wall
Molecular function (GO): 1,3-beta-glucanosyltransferase activity
Source: RefSeq, a predicted model, not a curated record
AUGUUUCUCUUGAAACUCAUCACUUUUUAUAUCAAGGGAAUAGACUACCAGCCAGGAGGCUCAUCCGCAGUUUCCAAAAUCAAGGAUCCAUUAUCUGAUCCCGUCCAAUGUGCCAGGGAUAUCAUAUUGUUUCAAGAGCUAGGAAUCAACACUAUCCGCAUCUAUUCAGUAAACCCCGACUUGAAUCAUGAUAAAUGUAUGACAAUGCUAGCAUCAGCAGGAAUGUAUUUGGUUCUAGACGUGAAUUCACCCUUGCCCAAUCACCAUUUGAAUAGGUAUGAACCAUGGACCAGUUACAAUUUGUUUUACUUUGAAAAUGUAUUCAAAAUCGUCCAACAAUUUUCAUUUUACAACAACACGUUGGGCUUUGUUGCUGGUAAUGAAGUCAUCAAUGAUCCCAUCUCUGCAUCUGUAUCAGCACCAUACAUCAAAGCGGUUGUGAGGGAUAUCAAGAGCUACAUCAACAAGAACUCCCCUCGGCCUAUACCUGUUGGAUACUCUGCUGCUGAUGAUUUGAACUAUCGAAUCCCGCUUGCCAAGUAUCUCGAAUGUGCCGAUCAUAACUUGAUGGAAAGUGUUGAUUUCUAUGGAGUAAACUCAUACCAAUGGUGCGGUGAUCAAACUUUCUACAGUAGUGGAUACAAUAUCUUGGUGAACGACUAUAAGGGGUACACCAAGCCAGUGUUUUUCUCCGAAUACGGAUGUAAUGAGGUCUUGCCAAGAAACUUUGAUGAGGUCCCAGUUUUGUACACAAAUGACAUGAUAGAUGUGUUCAAUGGCGGAUUGAUUUAUGAAUUCACUCAAGAGGCAAACAAUUACGGUCUUGUGGAAAUAUUGCGCAAUGGUGAUGUCAAAUUAUUGAGGGACUUUCUGCAAUUGAAACAUAAAUUCGACUCAAUCCCAGAAUUGGAUUACAACUUUAUUGUCGAGGCGAUGAAGAAGAAUGCCAAAGAAAUACAAUCGCGGAUCAAGCAGUCUCAGUCAACGAUUCCAAGAUGCAACGACGUGUAUCCCAACUUGGAUAUCUCAAAAGGAGUUCCAGAGACAAUUGUUGAUAUUAUGAUUGACACUGGAGUGCAUGUUGAACGUGGAAAAUUUGUGCAUUUGGACAAGAGUGAAUUGCAAACAAGUAGGGUCUUUUAUCAGCCAAAUGGCGAAGUGUACAAUACCAUUCAUGAAAUAGAUGUGGUCGUGGACUUUGAAAUUGAAGACAGUAGCAGGAUUGAUGACAAAGAGCUGCUGGAAAGGAGCACAUAUGAUGCCCCACACAAAACGAAUGAUGGUGAAAAACAAACCGCAGAUAAAGCUCACGAGUCACUGAAACACAAGAGUCAAGAAACAACGCCUCCAAAUGAGCUGCAGCAUGAUGGGGACUACUGGAAAAAUGAUGACAAGGACCAUGAAGCAAAACCCAAUGUAAUUGUGGAUACUAUCCAUAAAGUAACCGAUUCAGUUAAAAGCUUUUGGACUAGUAUUUUUACAUAA